CACUUGAAUGGAGGCCGCGAGAAAGAGCAAACAAGAACUGCGCUCCUCGGGUGUAUAACGGUUUUUAAGUGUUCGGACUUGCACACGAGGGCUGUUUGCCGCUUCUGAAGACACAGAGAAGCGCCACAAAUCCCUGGAGGAUCGCAGAAAGGCCGGAUUAACCGAUAAGAAACUUGUAUCAAGUUGACGAUCUGAACCGGGCCGCGAGGAUCGCCAAAAGGAGUCCGAUGUGAGUUUUGGCAAACGGAAGUGACUCCGCCACUGAUAGCUCCAGUAUGGGGAACGGGGAGAGUACGCCAGACCCUGCCCUGCGACACAACACCACCGCAGCAAGCAUGAAGAGCCCCAUGCCGGACCAGACAGAGCUAGAGGAGAGGUUCGCCAGAGUUUUGGCGUCAAUGGACCUCCCCCCUGACAAGGCCAAGGUGCUGAGAAGUUACGACAACGACAAGAAAUGGGACCUGAUCUGUGACCAGGAAAGAGUCCAGGCCAAAGAGCCCCCACACACCUACCUACAGAAACUACAGGGGUACAUGGAUGUCAACACAGCCAAGAAGAAGAGUAGUCGCAAGAUGCUGGAGUCCACACAGGUGCUGAGAGACAUCGAGAUCUCGCUCAGGACUAACAACAUAGAGUGGGUGAAAGAGUUUCUGAACCAGGAGAACAGUGGACUGGAUGUGUUGGUGGACUAUCUCACCUUCACUCAGAUACAGAUUGUCUCUAAAGACGACACAUUCGGCAGCAUGUCGGCCAACUCCAGCCUGAGGAACAUGGUCGGCUCCAGUCCGUACGCAAAAAGUCCGUCCCGCAAGUCCACCAAGAAGAACCGAGACGUGGGCACAACUCGGGAGCGGGAAGACGUGCACGUCUGUAUCAUGUGUCUCCGCGCCAUCAUGAACUAUCAGCAUGGGUUUAACAUGGUGAUGGCCCACAAGAUGUGUGUGACGGCGAUCGCUCUCAGUCUCAACCAUAACAGUCCCAGAACGAAGGCCCUUGUCCUUGAGCUGCUGGCAGCCAUGUGCCUGGUGAAGGGAGGGCACGAGAUCACACUCAAGGCUUUCGACAACUUUAAGGAGGUUUGCUACGAGACGAAGCGGUUUGAAAAACUGAUGGACUCCUUCUGUACAGAGGAGAGCAACAUUGACUUCAUGGUUGCCUGUAUGCAGUUUAUCAACAUUGUUGUGCACAGUGUAGACGACAUGAACUACAGGGUACACCUACAGUACGAGUUCACUCAGCUGGGCCUGGAUACUUAUCUAGAGAAACUGAGAAACACAGAGAGUGACAAGUUGGGGGUUCAGAUCCAGGCGUACCUGGAUAACAAGUUCGACGUCGCGUCUCUGCUGGACGACUCGGAGACAAAGACGGCCGCUCUGGAGAGAGUGGUGGAGCUGGAGGAGCAGGUCUCACAUCUGAGUGAGAAGCUGCAAGACCUCGAGGAGGAGUCUUUAGUAAAAAGUCUUGAACUUGAGCGGCAGCUGGCCGAGGCGUUGAGGGAGGCAGAACUUCUCAAGGAAACAUGUGCCAAAGCUGACACGGAGGUGACGACUCUUCGCCGGCUGGUGAAACAGAAGGACGAGGAAGUCAUCAAACACCAGACACUGCUGGACUCCAAACUGCAGGAGUUGCAGCUUCAGCGUCGAGAGGAGGCAGACGGAGCCUCGUCGCCAGGGGAACACGACGACAAACGUGCCGCGCCGAUCCUCUCCAUCCCCCCUCCCCCUGCCGAACCCUACCAGACUGACGCAGGUAACAAAGUCCCAAGACCGAGUUCGCUGGCCCCGGCAGCAGGUGCACCAUCAUCAUCAGCAGGGGACUUGCCGCCACCACCCCCUCCCCCUCCUCCCCCUGCACCACCCCCUCCCCCACCCCCGGGCAUGCCCCCACCCCCUCCACCACUCCCUGGGGCAGCCAUGGCAGCCCUGAAGAUUAAGAAGAAGCAUGUUCCAAAGUUCCGGCUGCCGGUUCUGAACUGGGUGGCGCUGAAACCCAACCAGGUGAAGGGGACCGUGUUCAGCGAGAUCGACGACGACAAGGUCAUCGAGGAACUAGACAUGACAGACUUUGAAGACAACUUCAAGACGAAGGCUCAGCCUCUGGACUCCAAGGAGGAUUCCAUCGCUAAGAAGAUAUCUGAGAAGUCUAUAAGGAAGAGGGACCAGGUGACUCUGAUUGACGCCAACCGGGCAAGAAAUCUUGCUAUCUCCAAAAGAAAGAUUGCGCUCGACAAUGACCAGAUCUUCAGAGCCAUUGUCAUGUUUGACCUGAAUGUGCUGAAUGUUGACCAGGUGGACAUUCUUAUCAAGUUUGUACCCACGGAACAAGAGGUAAAGGCGUUUCGAGAGUACGAAGUCAGGGACAGAAAACCAGUGGAGAAACUCAGCGAUGAGGACAAGUUUAUGUUACAGUUCAGUAAGAUCGAGAGGAUACAGCAGAGGUUGACAAUCAUGAACUUCCUGGGAAACUUUGAGGAUAACAUCCACAUGCUAACACCUCAACUGAACGCAGUGACAGCAGCCUCCAUGUCCAUCAAGGCCUCACAGAAGCUCAAGAAAAAACUGGAGAUCAUCCUGGCGUUUGGUAACUACAUGAACAGUUCCAAGAGAGGAGCAGCAUACGGCUUUAAGCUACAGAGUCUGGACACGUUGCUGGACACUCGCUCCACAGACAGGAAGCAGACGCUGCUGCACUACAUCGCCAGAGUUGUUGCCAUGAAGUACCAGGACAUCGCCACCUUCCACAACGAGCACAGGUUCAUCGAGAAGGCUUCUCAAGUGUCCUUGGAGAACGUUCUGUACGACGUCCGAGAGCUCCUUAAAGGAAUGGAGCUAGUGAAGAGAGAGUUCUCCUUCAAUGAAAACCCCAUCUUGAGGGACUUCUUGGAGGCAUCUCAGGAUAAGCUGGACAAGCUGCAAGACGACGCCAAAACUGCUCAGGAAGCAUACACAACAGCAGUGGAGUACUAUGGAGAGAGUCCGAGGACGUUGUCUCCAAACCAGUUCUUCUCUUUAUUCGUCCGUUUCACCAAGGCAUACAAGGAUGCAGAAGUGGAGAAUGAGAAGAGGCUGAGGCAUCAGCAGGCUGAGGAUGAAACAAAGGCAGUGAAGAAGCAGAAACAGAGCAGACAGGAGCAGAUGAAACAGAGUCAGGAUGCUCUCCUGGCAGAGUUGAAGCAGAAGAAGUUUAAGGACCAGAAGCCGGACGCGUAUCACGGGGCGAUCGAGGACAUCAUCACAGAUCUGAAGAACGAACCAUACCGACGGUCGGACGCACUUCGGCGCAGCUACCGCCGCAAACAGGAGGAAAACCUCAAGGUCACCAUCAGCAGUGAGAUGGACGUGUGACCUUGACCUGAAGGUCGUGACCUUGAUCCACAGGUCACCUCUCUGAAGGUUACUGACUCCAAAAGUCUAAUCUAUAUACAAACAUAACUAAUUUAGUGAUGCCUUUCAUGAGUACAUGUUCAUCAAAUAGAGCUGUUAGGACUUGAAAAGGUGUGUAUGCAUCAUAUCAUCCUGUGCACAGGAAUUGAUGAUGUCACUGCUCUGGCCAAGCUUGAAGCAAAAGUGAAUUUAGUUGUCUCCAAAAUUUAUAUUUUAUAUAUCAAAGACAAUUAAAAAUGUAAUCUCAUGAAGAAAGUCUGUGUUUGAAAACAGAUGUUUAUUCUCCAAGCUUUUCUCAUUCGCUGCAUUGUGCCUUGUCAAGGUCAGACAAAUUCAAUUCUGUGGACGACAUCCCUGAAAACCCUGUAUUUGAUGCUAGAGAACGAGGUAAAAUAUGUCUCAUUCAUGACAUUUGUGCUUAUAUUUACGACAAUCAUGUGAUGUUCUCUUCCUUUGUGUUAGACUAAUGAAGGGUUUCUGGCACUUCUCAAUAUUUGGCCACCUGUUACAGACUGAGUACUGUCACCUAUUGUUGCCCAUUCGUGAAAGGAUCAAGAUGUCGUCGUUUUUCU
Molecule: messenger RNA, 3955 nt
Organism: Branchiostoma floridae (Florida lancelet)
Lineage: Eukaryota; Metazoa; Chordata; Leptocardii; Amphioxiformes; Branchiostomatidae
Product: formin-like protein 2
Exons: 30
Coding region: 276-3344 (1022 amino acids)
Biological process (GO): regulation of cell shape; cortical actin cytoskeleton organization; cell migration
Cellular component (GO): cytosol
Molecular function (GO): actin filament binding; small GTPase binding
Source: RefSeq, a predicted model, not a curated record